This is a messenger RNA of Oryzias latipes (Japanese medaka), 3354 nucleotides long. Its product is annotated as tensin-4. Gene Ontology annotation, molecular function: protein binding. The record is from RefSeq and is a predicted model, not a curated record. Lineage: Eukaryota; Metazoa; Chordata; Actinopteri; Beloniformes; Adrianichthyidae. Gene Ontology annotation, cellular component: focal adhesion.
CAAAUAAAUACAACAGUUAUUUAUAAUUUGUCAUAAGGUCUGAAUGAAGUAAAUGUUUCUCAAUGGAGUUUAGAAGGUAUUUUGAGGGUUUUAAAAAAUUCCUAAAAAUUAUAAUAAUCAAAAGAAGUCUCUGUGAAGCUUCCAGCCUCUGUUUUUUUUUCUGAAGGAAUUUAAGACUGCAGAUAAAACUGAAACAGAAGCUUUAACUGCUUUGAUUUCAUGUUUAUUUCCUGGCAGGACUCAUUUCAUUUUGGCAACAGUUAAGAAAUAAUGUGAGUUGUCAUCCGACAAAAGCACAUUGUUAAUAUUUUGUCAUGAAAAUGGGGGAAAGAGUAGAAGAAAAAACGAAAAAAAAACCUUACCUGGGACCAAACUCCUCUUCCUUACUGCUGAUUGGCUCACAAGGAAAAAUGGGUGGGAUUUCUUUAAUAAAAGCAAACCCUGCAGGAGGGUGUGAAGCUGAUAAGUGACAGCAGCACUAAGACGGUAAAGUCCAACCGAAGAAAAAGAAGCCUCAGAGGACGGGAAAGCUCUCACUACAUGAUGCCUCCUGUUAAAGGCAUGUCUCACGCCAUACCCAGCCAUGUUCUCAGAGUGGGCCAGACCAUAUGUAUGGACCAGGCUUCAGACACCAAGUCCAGCGACCAAGAGGAGCGGGACUUGGAUAUUUCCCUGGAUAAUCUCAACCAGCUUAUAUUGGACCUGGAUCCAACGUUUGAACUCGAAGUAAAGAAAAGCCCCACGUGUGUCAGUCCGCCAACAGAUGACAUUUCCCGUUGCGUGCUGGUUUCUAGAGGAUGUUCUCCAAGGUCUCUUCCCACUGCGGUGCCGUCUGUGACACCCAGUAUUCCCAUCCCUACACACAGCGGUCUCAGCUGCAGCCUGCAGGGGGCGCAGGUGUUCUCCUGCUCCCCGACGUCCUGCCUGCCACCUUUGCCGUUUGGGAGCGCACCCAGGAGGAAUCAUUCCCUGAGGCACGACUCGUCCCAGGGAUCCCUGCGCCUGUGCCAUUCCAACAGAAACAGCGCCACCUCACUGCUGUCCACGUCUACGUGCUCGGACACUAGCUACAUCCUGGGCAGCAACCUGUCCUUGACCGGGGAAGACCCAGACUCUCCAGAUUCCCUUCCUCCCUGCGCGCCUGGCUCCUUCAGUGACAGGUCAAGAACCCAGGUGUGGGAGAACCGGCCCUCCCUGACAAAGAAAGAACAUCUACAGGAGCUCCGCUGUAAAGGAACGCAGAGCAGCCCCGCCUCCCUGUCCGGGUCGCAGAGCGACAUUCCCUUACUGCUCAUCAACGGAGCACCAGAGCCAGAUCCGGUCAGCCCAGGACCAAAAACUGCCGUGGACGUUCCUGCGUCCUCCCCCAAGAAGCCAAGAUGCUUAAGUCUGAGUGGCAGCCAACCAUCCAUGAAAUUUGUCAUGGACACCUCAAAGUUCUGGUUCCGUCCACACAUCAGCAGAGCAGAAGCUGAAGCCUGUUUGAGAGACAAGGAGGCGGGAGCGUUUGUGAUCAGAGACAGCACCUCCUUCAGGGGAAGCUUCGGUUUGGCCAUGAAGGUCAGCCAAUCUCCUACCUGUCCAGGCGAAGGCAAAUCUGAACUGAUCCGACACUUCCUGAUUGAAUCUUCAGCCAAAGGGGUUCGCAUCAAAGGCUCGUCCCAGGAGCCCUUCUUUGGAAGCUUGUCUGCUCUGGUCUACCAGCACACCGUUUCUCCUUACGCCUUACCUUGCAGAUUGGUGCUCCACUCUCAAGAUCUGAAGACACCAGAAGAGAGCCCUGAAAAUGCAGCAUCUGAAGACCAAACCAGAACUGCCUGUAACUUUGUAUACCUGGACGCCGUCCCCACGGAGAUGCUGACCGGCCCCUGCGCCGUGCAGAAGGCCGUGACCUCGAUGCUGGAGAAGGCCUCUGGCUCAUUCACGCCCGCCUUGGUCAACCUGAAGGUGUCUGGGAAGGGGGUCACUCUGACGGAUAUCAACAGAAGGCUGUUCUUCAGACGCCACUACCCCACACAUUUACUGAGCUACGGCGGCGAGGACCCAGACGGCCGAUUAUGGUGGAGAGGUUCAAGCUUUGGUGCCAGGAUGUUUGGCUUUGUGGCUAAAAGCAUGGAGGCCGGCGUGGAGAAUGUGUGCCACGUCUUUGCCGAACACGACCCCCUGCAGCCCUGCAGCACGGCCAUCCACUUCAUUCAGGCCGCCAUAAACAAGCAAUAACGCCAAGCGUGCACUGAAGGCGGGGCCAGGUCGAGCAACGUGCUCUUGAAGGCAGGAAACGGCACAUAAAUCCUGGACCAAGGUGACCCUUUCGGUGUCUGUAAAGAGCACAUAAAUGCACCUUUUAAUCCCAACUUUACAGCUCUCGCCACGACAGCUGGAUAUAAGGAGGUGGAGCCAGGCUCUUUGAAAACCUCCCACAACCACACACACAAACUCAGACUGGGUGUAACUUCUUUCAAGUUGACCUUUGUACUGAACACCUAAGGAAUAUAAAAAAACAAAACAAAAAAACGUACGGGUUGGUGUUCUGUGAUGGGGUUUGUGAUGUCAUGACAUCGAUCCGUACAUUAUUAUGUGGACUGCUCAAGACAGACGAAAGAGCUUGAUUCUUUUCAACAUAUGUAUAUAUAACGUUAUAGUAUAUUUAUAUAUAUGUAUAUAUGGCUUCAUGCAAAGAAAAUGUUAGUUGUGGUCUUCAAAAUAAAAUUCCAACCCAUUAAAUGGGGUAAUUUAAUACUGUCUGUAUCUAUAUGUGCUUUUUUGAAGUUACACUGAAUUUUAAUAUAGAUUAACUAUGACAGCCUUAUAAGUCACUGACUAAAGGUUGGUUUUUAAAUGAUCUUCAAUCCGGAAGUCUAAUCCCUAAUUUCAAAAGUUUUUCUUGUAAACUUUUCUCAAACCAACACUUCUAAACAGUUGUUCAGGUGUGGACAAAUGCCACCAUCACAGUGGAGCUUCACAGACUGACAGCUCUAUAUUUUAGUUUUUUCUCACAUUUAAAUUGUGCUCUGGUGAAUUUUUAGCAUCGGCUUAACGUCAUGUGCCCAUUUUGCACAUGCUAGCUUCUGUCACCAAAGUGUUUCUGCUGCAGUGGAAAACCACAGAACAAGAGUUCAACAGUCAGAACACACUGAAGUGCUGCCAAGAGAUGAUUUGACAGCAUGAAACAAACACAGAUUCAGCACCACGGUCAAUGAAAAUAUCUGCAGACUGAACUUGACUGAAAGGAGAACAAACAAAUGUCUUCGUGAAACAACGUUUCUGCUGAUUUAAGAAGAACACACAUGCACUUGAACUGAUGUUUUGCUUUGUUUUCUGUAAAUACGAAGUGUUUUCUUAAAUAUAAAAAGA